Molecule: messenger RNA, 1436 nt
Organism: Cornus florida
Lineage: Eukaryota; Viridiplantae; Streptophyta; Magnoliopsida; Cornales; Cornaceae
Product: AP2/ERF and B3 domain-containing transcription factor At1g51120-like
Exons: 1
Coding region: 66-1115 (349 amino acids)
Biological process (GO): regulation of DNA-templated transcription
Molecular function (GO): DNA-binding transcription factor activity; DNA binding
Source: RefSeq, a predicted model, not a curated record
UAUUUUAAUUUAUCCCGAUUUUUUGAAUCAACUUACUUUUCCUCAAAUUCCCUAGGGAAGAAGAAAUGAGCAUGAUUUCAGAUUCUACAACAAAUGUGACUGGUGAAGUUUCGGAUUCAAACAGACGCAAUUACUGUAUUGAGUCUAACAAGCGUCCUAGACAUGAUAACGGUGUCUCCACUUCCAGAUUCAAAGGAGUUGUGUGUCAAGCAAACGGCCACUGGGGUGCACAGAUAUAUGCUAACCACGUGCGAAUCUGGCUCGGGACAUUUAAAUCAGAGAAAGAGGCUGCAAUGGCUUAUGACAGUGCCGCCAUCAUAAUAAGGAGUGGAGACCCUCACCGAAACUUUCCAUGGACACACAUCACUGUCCAAGAACCAAAAUUUCAAAGUCUAUUCGAUAAAGACGCACUAGUGAAUAUGAUAAAGGAUGGUUCCUACCCAUCCAAGUUUGCAGAUUUUGUAAGGGCUCAAUUUCAAAAGGGAGAGUUUGAAGUUGGUCCCAGCUUGACACCAGUGCAUGCAAGUAAAGGGUCUUUGUGCAGACAAUAUUUUCAGAAGGAGCUAACACCUAGUGAUGUUGGCAAGCUUAACCGACUUGUCAUUCCUAAGAAAUAUGCCUUGAAGUAUUUUCCUCCGAUUUCAGAAGAUUCAAAUGGAGGUGUGUCCAACAUGCCGCUAGUUUUUUAUGACGGGUUGAUGAGGUCAUGGGAAUUCCGAUACUGCUACUGGAAGAGUAGUCAAAGCUUUGUCUUCACCAGGGGUUGGAAUCGUUUCGUGAAGGAAAAGGAAUUGAAGGCAAAGGACAUGGUGAUUUUCUCCACUUGUGAGUAUGAUGGCCGAUCAUUCUGUGUCAUUGAUGUAAGUUACAACGACGGGGUUGAAGGGGUGGUUGACAACAUCAAUGUAGAUAAUGAAAUGCGACGAACAUUACAACUUAGUACAAGGAAAAACUAUGAUGAUGGUGAGAAUGAUGAGGAAUUUGAGGAGGUGAAACUGGAACUUGGUUUGGGAAAAGAAAACGUUUAUGGCGAGGAAGAGAAGAAAUUUGUGGGGACUAAAUCAACAGAACCAGAGAGAAAUGGUCUUUGGCUUUUCGGUGUGCAAAUAAUUUGACAAGGGUGUCUGUUUUUCUAAUAGGAAUUUAGUACUUUGUUCAUUAUAAGAGUUUUCAUAUGCAACUAAUAUUUCCCUCCAGUUUUAUUUCAUUGGGUCAUAUUGGUGAUAUUGGAAACUCCUAUAACUUGGCUUAGAUUGUCUCCAAUAACUUGGCUUAUUGGGGAUGGAUUAUUUUAAUUUAAUUUUUAGUCUGUAGAGACUAAUUUUGUCAAUUCUGUUUUGAAUUAUUGUGGAAGGUUUUGUUUUUUUAAUUUAGUUUUGGAUUUUUAGGCAAUGUGUUGUUGAUCUUAUUUGCAAGAAUGGCACUAUUUUUCUGUA